Messenger RNA from Macrosiphum euphorbiae (potato aphid), 204 nucleotides. Lineage: Eukaryota; Metazoa; Arthropoda; Insecta; Hemiptera; Aphididae. The record is from the annotation of a GenBank genome assembly.
AUGGUUGGAACGAUCCAUGCAUACGAGAGAGUGAGAGACCUAAAUACCAGGACAAUUAGAGAGUUCAUUGAUUUGAUUGAAGACUAUUCUGAAGACCGUACAAUAACGUUUCUACGUAAAGCAGGCCAUAGGAUAGAUGGAUAUAUAACCCAGCAAAUUGGUCCUUAUCCAGGAGAGCCAGACCUUCUUCUGCAAAAUAUAUAA